Nezara viridula (southern green stink bug) is the source of this 459-nucleotide messenger RNA. NCBI's taxonomy places the organism in Eukaryota, Metazoa, Arthropoda, Insecta, Hemiptera, Pentatomidae. The record is from the annotation of a GenBank genome assembly.
AUGGUUGGCGUUCGACCGAUUGUUUUAGACAUGGCGCUUUUGAUUCGGCCGUGCAUGUCCCGAACUGAUCCAUUCCGGCCGACUGAUCCCUUUCACCCAGCCCUGCCGUCAGCAAUGUCCAGCUCUCGCUACCUUUGCCCUUUGAAGCUAUUAUGGCAGAGGGCCUGCGACCGCUGGUAUCACGAUAAAGACAACCCCUUUCCACCAGGCGGAUUUGCUGAAGGUCGAUGGAUCAACUCUUUGAUAGGCCCAUUUGCUUAUUUAGCUUUCCUAAACCUUAUUUAUGAUCAAGGCAUCGAAGUAGAAGAAAUCUCACGAGGACUCAAUCCCAUGAAACUCUUUCGAAUUCAAAGCAAGACCUCCUGGUCUGGUUCAGUGACCGGGGGCGACCAAGGCCGGCUGGUCAAGGCAGUCCGGGGAGAAGCCGACUUGUUACCGAGCCGCGGUAGUUAUAACUAG